Molecule: messenger RNA, 979 nt
Organism: Cherax quadricarinatus
Lineage: Eukaryota; Metazoa; Arthropoda; Malacostraca; Decapoda; Parastacidae
Product: COMM domain-containing protein 2
Source: RefSeq, a predicted model, not a curated record
AUGGGAGGGAGGGAAGUGCAUAAGGCUGGGAGGGAAAAGAGGGGUGGAAGGCAGGGGUGAGGGGCGGUGGCGGAGGUAAACACAAUCAGCUGAGUGAGGGGGAGGACGCCACCAUCAUCAGGUGCAACAGUAACAGUAACGGCAGUAGUAACAGUAACGGCAGCAGCAACACACAAUGGUGCCACCAUUAUCUCAGGAGCACAAGAGUCAACUGUCCUUGUUGGUGAAGCAGGACGCAGCCGUCCUCAAUGACUUCUGUGGCCUGGCCGCCCAAUUUGUUAAACAUGGCGUCCACCCCAAAGUGUUUGCCUCGGCGGCACACAAACUGGGUGUCCUGCCAUCACAGGUGGAAGAUGCCAUCCGAGCACUUGUUUUUCUCCUCUCGCACAGUACGCAAGCAACUGCUACCAAGAUGGAGUUCCAAGACCUCAUUACCACACUGGGCUUCACUGAAGCUGCAGUGAAUGUACUCACUGAUGCUUAUACUGAUAAUGAAGGGGAAUUGAAGGAGUAUUUAAAAAAAAUGGGUGUUCAGAUACCACAUUACCACAAUUUGGAAUGGAGGUUCGACAUCCUGGUUGGCUCACGAGCACUUAGUCACAUAGCGGAACCUCUCAUUACACUGCAGCUGUCCUUAGAUACACAUACUUGUCCAGGCUCUCAGACUAACGAAGAUGAUGGUGGAGGAAAGCAGUCAGAGCCAGUGUAUGAUAAGUUACUACUUCAGACAGAUCCUAACAACUUAGUACAUAUGACAAGUGUGCUAGAAGAGGCACUUCAUGAAGCGCGUACACACCACUCUCGUCGUAUUCACAGAUAUAUAAAAUAACCUUGAUUGAUUUAUAUUACUAAGACAGCACCUUACCUGUGUAAUAUAGUCUGGAAGUUCCUAUGUGUACUAAGACAGCACCUUUCUAUUACAGCAAAGUUCCUAAGAGUUUUCUAUAUAACAAAAUUAAUAAAUACUUAUCAAAAAUUA